Achroia grisella is the source of this 3693-nucleotide messenger RNA. RefSeq lists its product as uncharacterized. NCBI's taxonomy places the organism in Eukaryota, Metazoa, Arthropoda, Insecta, Lepidoptera, Pyralidae. The transcript has 3 exons. Bases 1 to 3693 code for a protein of 1230 amino acids. The record is from RefSeq and is a predicted model, not a curated record.
AUGUCGAAAAGGACGUUGACAGCAUUCAAUAGGAUCUGCUCCACGGAUCUCGUGGCUUUUGAAUCCCUCGUCACGAAACUCUUAGCAUUGGAUAACAAAAGCCCGUAUUUUGUUAAUGAUUUGUCAAUUUACCAGUCCCUCAUCAAGGAGGAGUUUGAGAAAUUGGAGGAUAAACUUGACACCUUUCUUAACAUGGAUCAGCUUCCGGAGGGAUUGGAGGAAGAGACACUCCUAGCUGCUGUCUCCAAAUUUAAGGACAUACGCCUACAAUCAGAAUUGUUUCUGAACAGAGCUAUGCCCAAACCAAUGGCUUCGUCUACAAUUGCUUCAGCCACUAUGGGUGAGUUUAAUCAAACUAUUAAUAAUUCAAGUAUGUUGUCAUCUUCGGAUUUACCACGUCUGUCUUUACCCACGUUUGAUGGGAAGGAUCCAGCGGCGUUUAAUGAAUUUUAUUCUAAAUUCAAAAUCAUGGUUAUUGAUAACCCUGUUUUGACUCCUAAGCAGAAGCUAGUUUAUUUACUUAAUCAUUUGAAGGGUAGCGCCUAUCAAAAAAUUAGCCUUUUGCCAAUUGACGACCAGAAUUUUCAGUUGGCUAUUGACACCUUGACUGAACGAUAUCAGAAUUCCAAAUUAAUGCCUGUUACAUUUUGGAGAGGGAAGCCUGUGCCUCCACCCAGCCUGCCUGCUCCUUCUGCUGCACCGCCCAAGGAGGAUCUUGGGUCCCAACAAAGUAUGUCGGUGAGUGCUUCUAGUAAGUCUACUAGCGUGCUCAUGGCCACUUGUCUGGUCCGCGUCCAAGUGAACCCUAAGAGGUUUUUGAUUGCUAGAGCUAUAUUAGACAGCGCUAGUCAAGUCUCUUUUAUAUCCGAGGCCUGUGCUCAGAAGCUAGGUGUGAACCGUUUUAACAGUUCGGUCAAGGUCUGUGGUAUCGGUCUGGCUACACCUCCGGCCUCGAAGGGAUGUUGUAAGUUGACGGUUGCUAAUAUAGGAGGGCAGGUACUUACCGAGUCCCACACAUUCCAUAUAUUACCGCAAAUCGCUCAGUGCACCCCACGUGUGCCAAUAUCCCCCCAAGUCUUCGAAGCCGCUAAGCAUCUAGUCCUGAGCGACCCCACCUUUGGACAGCCUUCCAAGGUGGAUUUGUUACUCAAUGCUGAGCUUGUCGCAGCUUCUCUCAAUGGCACUAUAUUUCCUCUUGGAAAAGGCCUGCCCAUGGCGGUAUCCACUAUCUUUGGAUUUGUGCUUAUGGGCACUGCGCCUAUUGCCAAUGAAGCUUCAUAUUUCACAUGUGUGAAUUCAUCGAGUCCCAUGACCGAGUCUGGUGCACUCCAGCCCGUGGCUGAGUUGCCUUUGGAUUCUUGUCUGAGUCAGGACUGUAUGUAUUCCCAAUGUCUAGUUUCUUCCCUUGAUGGCGAACACGACUCAUUUGAGUCCUUUAAUCGUUUUUGGGAGCUUGAAGAGCCUCCUCAAGUUGAGCAUUUGGUGACUGACGAGGAGAAGCUUUGCGAGGAACAUUUUGUUCGUACAACUACUCGCCUUCCCUCAGGACGCUUCGUCAUUAGUCUACCAUUUAAGAUUGACCAUGACUCCCGUCUGGGGAACUCCUUUAACAGUGCUCUCUCGCGUUUCCAUGCCUUGGAACGCAAGUUUAACUCUAACCCUACCUUUAAGUCUCUUUAUGUCGAUUUCAUGCGAGACUACGUUGAUAAAGGACAUAUGUCACUCGUGACGGAUAUCACUUAUCCUAAAUACUACAUCCCUCACCACGGCAUAUUCCGAACACACGGAGAUAAAUCUAAAAUCCGUGUAGUUUUUGAUGCUAGCUGUAAGUCUAGCACGGGGUAUUCGCUGAAUGAUGUCCUUGAUGACCGAAGGUAUAAUUUUGUGUUCUGCGCUGAUAUCCAGCAGAUGUUCCGGCAGAUAUUAGUUAGUUCGGAGGAUUCCGCAUAUCAAUGCAUAUUGUGGCGUGAAACCCGAACUGAUCCUAUAAGCAUCUAUGCGUUGCGCACAGUGACUUAUGGUACCACUUGCGCUCCAUACUUAGCUAUCCGCUGUCUACUGCAGCUUGCUCAGGAGGAAGGCAUGGAUUUUCCGCUAGCCAAACGAGCAUUGGAAGCUAAUAUUUUUGUGGAUGACUUUGCCUGUGGUUCUAAUACUCUUGCUGAAGCCCGGCGCCUCAAGACCGAGCUUGUAGAGCUGUUAGGCAGAGGUGGCUUCGUGCUAAAGAAAUGGGCCAGUAAUUGUUCCUCGCUGUUGGACGAUAUCUGUUUGGAAGAUCAAACUCCCAAUAACUUUCAUGGCAUUCUUGGUUUAUCCUGGGAUCCAGUACAGGACACAUUGUCUUAUCCUACGCAUGAAAUGGUUUCCUCUUGUCCAUCCCCGCUCUCGAAGCGCUCAAUCAUGUCGCAAACUGCUCGUUUGUAUGACCCGUGUGGUUUUAUCUCGCCUAUCGUGAUGAGAGCUAAAUGCUUCAUGCAGACCUUAUGGCGAAACUCACUAGGCUGGGAUGAGCACUUGCCGGCUAACCUUGUGGCGGAGUGGGAGGAAUAUUAUUCUUCGUUAUCUCACUUGGGUGAGAUAACAUUCCCUCGUUUUUUGAACAUGUUAGAUGUCAUUGAGCUUCAUGCCUUUUCGGAUGCCUCUCAGUUAGGUUAUGCCGCUUGCCUCUAUGUACGUUGUUCGAUACUAGGUUCGACUUCUUGUCGACUGUUGACUGCUAAGGCUAAGGUUGCGCCUCUGAAGACUGUGUCCAUACCUCGGCUUGAGCUACAAGGCGCUCAUCUCAUGUCAAAGCUCGUUUAUCAUUAUGUAAACCUAUUUAAGCCUUAUAUCACUAUUUCUGGUAUUGUGUUAUGGACUGACUCCACUAUUGUUUUACAGUGGGUCAAGACCCCACCUCACAUGCUAAAAACAUUCAUAGCGAACAGGGUAGCUCAAAUCUCGGACUAUGUUGGUGACGCCCAGUGGCGACAUGUUCCUGGCGACUCUAAUCCCGCCGAUCUGGCUUCGCGGGGUGCCGACUGUGUCCAGUUUCUAAAUAACUUUGAUCUCUGGCAUCUUGGUCCGCCCUGGUUGUCUCAGGACAUUACCACUUGGCCCAACUCUUCCUAUGAUUCUAUACGUGAUCCCGAUGUCCUCGAAUUGAAACCUGACACGGCUCAGUUCGACGCCUUGGCGUCCCUUGAGCAAGACUCAGAAUUGUUUUCAAAUUUUUCAUCCUGGACUACGGUCGUGAGAGUCACUAUGAUCAUUAUUAAGUGGCAUCCUAGGUACCGCCCGGUUCGUCAUAAUUUUGCUGAGCUUUCCAAUCAUGCUCACAAUUACGUGAUGCGCUACAUCCAACUCUCCUCCUUUAGUAAGGACAUGUCUGGACUUAAGAAUGGAAAACUCCCAUCCUCUUUGGCGUUACGACGACUUUCUCCUUUCUUGGAUGAAUUUGGUCUCCUUCGAGCACGUGGUCGCCUGUCUAAUGCAGAGGACAGUCCUACGCCUAUCAUACUGCCUAAGAAACACCAUUUAGUUUCCUUGCUGAUUCGCCAUACUCACGUUAGGUUGGGUCAUGCAGGUCCUUUACAGGUCCGAUACGCACUGUCCUCAGACUAUUGGAUUUUGGCUGCUCGACAAGUGAUCAGAUCCAUUAUCUUUAAAUGUGUUGUCUGUUUUAGAGCCAAACCUAAAUCUUUACCCCUCUGA